AUGAGUGGCCGACAACCCGCGGGACCAUGGCAGCCGGUAGCGGAUCUGAUCAGACGGUUGGGGCUGAUCGACGAGGGCGACGCACCGCACACUGCAGCGCAGGUGGCGAGGAUAUCUACCGCACAGCUGCUGCAAGACCCGGUGCGGGCGGCGAUUUACCGCCGUGGUUGGGAGAACAGGGCGGCGAGCAUCCAGAGGACACUCCAGUAACCUCCACAGCCGUCCACCCGCCGACCACAACCAACUCCACCACCAGCCCAACCACAGAGGCCGAGCCCCCGACACUCGCCGUCGACCGAGCUUCGCGACACCAAGUGCGCCGGCACCGGCGCCCAAGGUGUCCGGGGCGCCCUUCCCCCACCGGUAAAAGUAAAGACGGAGGCGCAGCGCGCGAGGAACCAGAAGAAGUUCCAACAGCUAAAGGAGAAGAGGAAGGCCAGGGAGCGAUCGGCAAGCCAGCAACACCGGCUAGCCAAGCAACCUGCGCCUACCUCGGAUCCGGAGGCCGCCUGCAGCAGCACGUUGAUACCGGCACCGGUGGAAACGAUGGAGGUGGACGAAUCAGCGGCCAAGAGUGCAAAACUCGAGGAGCCGGUACCGUCCACCAGCCAGGAGCAACCCGACCAAACCGCGGACUCGCGCGACACCGCCGAGGACGCCUGGCUGGCUGCUCCAGGUCUACCGUUGGAGGAGUUACCGGAGAUGGUGUAUGACAACAAAUUCUACACCCCGGCGACGCCACCCCGACAGGAUGAUGAUAAUGAUCUUGAAGUUGAAGAGUCUAAUACGAUUGUUGGUAUGACACAAGGUUCAUCAUCAUCUUCAAAUACUUUAAAUACCGAUUGUUCAUCAGCUUCAGAAUUUCGGGAACCACCACUUAGGAAACGACGCAGAACUUUUAUGAAUAAGAGCAUCAAAUAUAGUAAAAUUUGUAGUUCUGAAAGAACUGAACAAAUCCACCAGGCGUUAGCUAAAAUGAUUGCCAUUAACCAAAUAUAA
Molecule: messenger RNA, 999 nt
Organism: Aphis gossypii (cotton aphid)
Lineage: Eukaryota; Metazoa; Arthropoda; Insecta; Hemiptera; Aphididae
Exons: 3
Source: RefSeq, a predicted model, not a curated record